AUGGUGAACCAUGGGAAGGAGAAGGCUCAAUUUCUGUUCUCGAUCUGCUCUCCGACGGCGGCGGCCUUCCUCGAGCUUGGCGAGCUGGAGCUGUCCCUUCCCUUCGUCGAUCUGCUCUCCGCGAUGCCGCCUGCCUCCCCGGACCAUCCCCUCUCGCUCAGCCGCGACUCCCUCCCUGGAGCAGACGCUCCCGCCCAACCCAAAGCCGCCGGCCGGAGCUACGCCGCUGCACGCUCCCUCCAUCCUCUUCUUGGGGGACCGGAUUGUGGCCGAGGAGGAGCUUGCCCUUGUCGCCCAGCAGCUCCUGCUCCAACAGGCUCGUCCACAAGUCCGGCAGCACCAGCCGCUCUUCCCUCUUCCGGUCUAGCCCAUCGACGACGACGGCUCCUCCUCAUGCUCAUCGGACUCGUGCACAAGUGCUCUGCAAGUCUGCAUUGGGAAGCAGAUACAGUUUUUCUUGGUGGGCGUGGUUUUGGAACAGCCAUGUCUUCUCUAAUUUUGACAGUGCUUGAGUUUAGAGUAUGGUUAUACUUUUGCUUAGGCAGGGUAAUUGCUUUUCUUACUGGUGCUCCUGAUUAUGAAGAUGGUCAACUAGACACUAAGAGAUAUGGUGAGCAAUAUGCUAGCAAAGGGGAAGAUGUUGACCUCAUGUUGCUCCCUGAGCAGAUACCUUCCUAUUGAGAUCCGGUAAGCUUGUGCUUCUUUUGCAG
This is a messenger RNA of Triticum aestivum (bread wheat), 710 nucleotides long. RefSeq lists its product as uncharacterized. Lineage: Eukaryota; Viridiplantae; Streptophyta; Magnoliopsida; Poales; Poaceae. The transcript has 4 exons. The record is from RefSeq and is a predicted model, not a curated record. Bases 1 to 681 code for a protein of 226 amino acids.